This is a messenger RNA of Naegleria gruberi, 943 nucleotides long. RefSeq lists its product as uncharacterized. The record is from RefSeq and is a predicted model, not a curated record. The transcript has a single exon. The coding region runs from base 11 to 943 and encodes 310 amino acids. Lineage: Eukaryota; Heterolobosea; Eutetramitea; Acrasida; Naegleriidae.
CACACACAAUAUGGGGCAAACACUUGCAUACCCUGUCAUGAUCCAGACCAUCCUUGAUGGAUGCAAUUUUCUCUCAACAUCCUUUAAACAAGUUGAUUUAAAGAAAACCUUCUUGGAAUAUGGUGAACAAUGUAAUGCCUUGAGUAUUUUUGUAAAGGAAGCUAACAAACACAUUUCAGAAUUUUCUCCAACACUUAAAGAGAGAUAUAAAUCGUUAAAGGUCAAACUCUAUGAAGAAUGUAUGAAAUUGACUAAUUUGAAUACCACAUUCCGAACAACAUUGAAUUUGAUGAAAAAAGAAUUAGAAUAUUUUAGAGUUCUUGCGAAAACAGACGAAACUGCAUUAUUAUUCACAAACAAAAUCGCUUCACACGAAACAACUUUUAAUGAAAUGGCUAAAAGUUUUGAAAAGUACAAGGAUGAUUUAGGAACAAUGGGCAGUGAAUGUGUUGACAUUGCCCAACAGAUAGAUAACGAAAUACCAAAAGAGAAAUUUGGUAAAGCUCGUGCUUGGACAAUUGUUGGCAUAAUUACUGGGUGUGUUCUAGUAGUAGGUGGUGUAGCUGCAAUAAUAGCAGGAGUAAUCUCGUGUUUUAUUGCACCUGCAUUAGCACCUGUGUUGAUUGGAGGUGGAAUUGCAGCAACUGGUGUUGGAAUUGGAACUAUUGUUCCAUCUGGUUCAACCUUAUCCAAAAUUAACAAUCUUCAGAAUGGAACUAAUCAUGUGGCAGCUAGAGUUAGUGAAACAGCCAAAUGUCUUUCUGAUAUUAUUGCUCAAUGCAAAUUUUUGGCAACAUCCAGUGCUUCUGUUUCUGCAGAGAACAAAUGGGUUGCUCUUAGGGCUACUAUUGAUACUUUGAUGAUUUUGAUUAAAUCUUCAGUAAAAUCUUCUACUCAACUUGAUGACUCCAUUAAGAAACUUCGAGAUACAAUUUUGAAAUAA